Opisthorchis viverrini is the source of this 201-nucleotide messenger RNA. RefSeq lists its product as hypothetical. The record is from RefSeq and is a predicted model, not a curated record. The transcript has a single exon. NCBI's taxonomy places the organism in Eukaryota, Metazoa, Platyhelminthes, Trematoda, Opisthorchiida, Opisthorchiidae. The annotation marks the transcript as partial.
AACGGUGCUGUAUUCCAUGGAAAAGUCACUGAUUUACAAAAGCAGUUCGAGGCUCAAUUCAAGGCAGGUCAAGUUGUCAAUGAGGAGCUCAAACUGGCCAGACAACACGUUCGUGAGGCCGAGUCUGACAAGUGUCAGCUGGAGACAGAAGUGCUCGGUCUCAAGCUGAUGAUGCGUAGUGCCGAAGAAGAAAGGAGUACG